Molecule: messenger RNA, 1902 nt
Organism: Rotaria sp. Silwood1
Lineage: Eukaryota; Metazoa; Rotifera; Eurotatoria; Philodinida; Philodinidae
Source: the annotation of a GenBank genome assembly
AUGCCUGUUACUACUAUUAUGAAACCAUCUACUCCCGUAAGUACAGUCUCGUCUUUGGAUACAAAUACUACAGCAACCGCUGUUCAAAGUGGUCCCUAUACAAAAGCUCAAUUUCAAAAUACUAUGGAAGGUUCUCGAAGUGUGAAAAAUGCUAAAGAAGUUGAACAAUUACUUCGUGAUUAUCCAGCUGCAUUAGAACUUUUUCGAACAGGAAGAUAUAAAGUCAAAGUUAAAUAUGAAGCUGAUGUUGAACGUGUUAUACUUGUUGAAAAACGAUCAAGCAAAACUACGUCAAAUAAUGAAAUAAAAACAAAUGGUGUUCAACAAAAUAAUCAAUCUCAUCUUGAUAUAUCAACAAAAUCGGAAAAAAUAAAAGAAGAUAUAAAAACAGAAAGAGAUUCUGAACGAUCACGUAGUCGUACACAUUCACGAGAUCAUGUUGCAUCAAUAACAUCUGCAACAGAUAAUAAUACAUUAGCUCAAGCAACAACAUCUUCAAUGCGUAUGGCAAGUAAUAUUCAACCUAAAGUUGAUCAUUAUCGAACAUCAUCUCAAGAUCAGGAAGUUUCAAUCACAUCACAAUCAAGAAAACAACACCAACAAAAUACUCAUCAUCGCACUAAUUCACGUGAUAGUCCUUUUAAUGUAGCACAUAUAAAACAUAAAGGAAAGAAAAGUAGUCGAGAUCAUCCAAGAGCCUUAGUACCUUACGUAUUCAAUGGUAAUCAACCUCAAUAUAUGUGGCCACAAUCACGACCUGUUCAACAUUAUUAUAGCAAUCCUGUAAUACCACAACAAGCACAACCAUCAAAUAAUUAUAUGCAGCCAACAUUUUUACCACAACAAAAUCCAUUAUAUCAACAACCAUAUUAUUAUGGUCAACCACCUCUUCCUGCUCUUGGUUAUCAAAAACCAUCGGUUUAUCCACCAACAUCAAUAGGAAAAUCAGCAAGAAAUAGUGGUAAUGCAACUAUUCAUUCAACACGUAAUCAUCCAUUAUCAUCUAAGACUAAAUCUGAUCCAAAUAGAGGUGCUACACUUCCAACAUCAUUUCAUACAUUUUAUCCAAAUCAACAACAAUAUCACUCUACUCAGCCUAUAUAUCAACCACAAAUACCAAUGCAAAUGCCUGCUGCAUGGUCAACAGCGACUCAUAGACGAGCAGGUCCAAUUGUCAAUAAUGAUGAUAAUAACAAUGAUAAUGUUACUAUAGAAAAUCGACGAAAUUCGAAACAUCGUGCUCAUAGUGUUGAGACAGGUCCUCGUGGUCAACCUCCAAAUAAUUAUCAUAAUCAACCACAACAACCACCCCCUCCUACGACUAUCGAAAAUCAACAUCAUUAUUAUCAUCAUCAUCAUCAUCAUCAUCGAUCUCAUCCAACAAAUGUACCAGUUAAUAAUACUAUUGUUCCAACGGUAGAACCUGUUCGAGAACAAAAUAUUCCAUUGAAAGAAACAACAACGAUAAUUAAUAAUGGUAACAGUGGUGAUAGAUUAACUAUUCGUCAAUUAAAUGAAAUUUUCCUUCGAACAGACCCAUCAGGUCGAUUACCAUAUCAUGUAUUACCUAGUAUUUUACAACGUUUUGGCAUAUCAUUAACAGAAAAUGAUUUAACAUCAGCUGCACGUGAUCUUCAAUAUAAUACGAACGAACCAAUAUCUGCUCGACGUCUAGUACAUGUUUUAAUUAAAUUAGGUAAAAUAGCAAAAUCAACACAUCAACAGAAUCAACAACAACAACAACAACAACAACACCACCACCAUCAAUACCCACAAUCCGCUCUUUCACCAGCCAUGUUACCUGAAGAUCGUGAAGUGACUGAUAUUAUGACACAUAGUAGAUUAGCUGGCGCUACAUCAACUCAUAUACAUUCAUCAACACAUCCUAAUCAUUGGUAUUAA